Messenger RNA from Suillus subaureus, 325 nucleotides. RefSeq lists its product as uncharacterized. The record is from RefSeq and is a predicted model, not a curated record. NCBI's taxonomy places the organism in Eukaryota, Fungi, Basidiomycota, Agaricomycetes, Boletales, Suillaceae. The transcript has 2 exons. The annotation marks the transcript as partial.
GCGUUUCAUCUGCUUGUCGAGAACUGUGAUAUUUUCCAGGAAUUGCACGAUACAUCCACCUUUAUGGGUUUCUCUCAUGCUUUCCUAACUUCCUCCCGCGACAAGUCUCUCAAAGCUUCUACACUAAACUUCAGUUUCAUUUCGAGCACAGACCCGAAUCAUGAGUGAAUGCGCUUUCACGUAGAUGGCAAACAAACAUUUGAAAAUUGUUUCUCGACAUGAAGAGAAUUAUCAAUCAUGCAUUAUGCUUGCAAAGCCUCCAUCCGCUCUCGAAUAUCACUUGCCCAAUAUUUAACCAUCCCGAUGGUCUACAUUGGAAAGCAAC